Ixodes scapularis (black-legged tick) is the source of this 1537-nucleotide messenger RNA. RefSeq names its product histone-lysine N-methyltransferase SETMAR. Gene Ontology annotation, molecular function: zinc ion binding; histone methyltransferase activity; protein binding. The record is from RefSeq and is a predicted model, not a curated record. Lineage: Eukaryota; Metazoa; Arthropoda; Arachnida; Ixodida; Ixodidae. The transcript is spliced from 2 exons. Bases 134 to 943 code for a protein of 269 amino acids. Gene Ontology annotation, cellular component: nucleus.
AUUGCGCGGCGACGGCGGCAACGGCGGUGCAGAGUGGCGAGAGCAAAACAGGCGGCGGCGGCGGCGGCGGCGGCGGCGGCGCACAGGUCUACUAUGGACCCUAUGGACUGGCAGGAGCGACGGAAUCGGUGGAAUGACGAACUUCCGCGGAGCUUGUCAAACGUUGGUUUCUUCUACAGUAGGCAGGAUGUUGUGCGAUGACAUCAGCGGGGGGCUGGAACGGCGCCCCGUCUCUUUCGUCAACGAGCUGGACGACCAGGAUCUGCCGUACUUCGAGUACACGCCCUGCAACGUCCCGGGACCGGGAUGCGAGGAGCGGGAGUUCUGCGAGGCCUUCCCGGGCUGCGACUGCGAGCCCGAGUGCCGACCUCCGUGCGUCUGCAUCGCCCGCAGCGGCAGGGCGCUCUGCCCGGCCGUCGAGUGCUCCCCGCUGUGUCGCUGCGACGAGACCUGCCCCAACCGGAAGGUGCAGCGCGGCAUCUGCUUCCGGCUCCAGGUGUUCAAGACGACGGCCAAGGGGUUCGGCGUGCGGACGCUGGAGCCGAUCGCGCGAGGCAGCUACGUGUGCCCGUACGCGGGGGAGGCGAUCGGGCUGCGGACCGCGAGGGAGCGCGUGCGCGGACUGGACCCGCACGAGCCGAACUACGUGAUGGCUCUGCGGGAGGGGGGCCGAAUAGCCCUGGUGGUGGACCCCUCGAGAGUGGGCGGCGUGGGCCGCUUCCUGAACCACUCGUGCGAUCCCAACUUGGAGAUGGUGCCGGUACGGGCGCAGUGCGUGGUGCCCGAGCUCUGCCUUUUUGCGCGCAGGGACGUGGGGCCGGGGGAGGAGCUCACCUACGACUACUCGGGGGGCUCGGACGGGCGCGGCGGAAGGCCCUGCCUGUGCGGCACCCCCGCCUGCCGCGGCCAGCUGCCCCUCGACGUCGACGUGCUCGGCGUCUGAGCUCACGGGGGCGCCCCCUGGCUCCGGUCCUUGAUGCGGACGCUCCUUCUACCCCUACCCAGACUUGCGCGACACUAAGAGAGUCGGGCCCAGCCUCAGGGCACGUAACAGAUGUCCUUUUUGCACCCUGAGUGCGGAUAGUGGUGAAUUCUUGUUCGCACUCCGAGUGCGAAUUUUCGCUGGAUUCUGUGAGAUCCAUCAAGUGUGCGGGGAGUGCCACUAGUGAUGGCACUGUGUCGCGAAGGUGUUCUCUCGCUUUUGUUCUACGAAUAAAAAUGGGGAGCUGAAAGUAAACAUGUAUUGACUUGUGUCUACAGACUAAAACGUACCUAAACCCACGCCCUGCCGCUGCUUUUAUACACGCGCUGCGUACGUUAUAAAACAGAAGACAUAAUGACAGCGGAGAAUUGCUCGGAACUUUCUAGAGAGAUGAAUGAAAGGAAUGACUAGCGGACUUCGAUCCCCGUUCCUCUGCGUGGCAGCCGCGUUCGUUGCCGAUUCGGUCAGGCACGCGGCAUUGCGAUGCAUGGGCAGCAGUUAUCGAAAGCAUCUACUCAAACAUUCUGCGUACCGUGUGCCCACUGCCCACACCUG